AUGCCCCGUCCCAAAGUACGCGCCGAAGAUCGUAGACGCGCCGUCAAGGCUUGUGUCCCUUGUCAAAACAGCAAGAAACGAUGUGACUCCCAAUCACCAUGCGCUAAUUGCCGAAGGAGAGACUGCAUCCCCUAUUGCAUCUAUGACCCCGAAGCUGCUCGUCCCCGUCGCCAGAGCAGCAAAGCACAGCGUCGAGCAGCAGACCGAACAAGAAACAUGGCCUCGCCAAACGCCAGCGAUGAAUACUAUAACCUAGACUACAUUGUUUGUGGUGACAUACCAUCAUCUGUCACUAGCGACAGCUCGAGCACUCAAGUUCAAGCACCACAGACGCCUGAAUCUACCCAGGAACCACAGUCUCAUCCGACACCCGACACCACAUUCUCAUCAUCCAUGUCAAAUGUUGGCAGCCAACACCAAACUCCAGAAAACGAAAAGUUCUCGAUGGGUGACUCCCCGUCUCUUUCUUUCCUCGACUUUCUGCGCCAUACAUUCCAACACUACAUGGGCCCGUCCCCGUUUACCGAUAAAGAGAGAGCCAAGGCUAUGCUCCAGUCGGUACAUGCUGAACCUUCUGACGACAUGAAUUCAGAAAGUGAGCUUACCCUCGAAGAGAAAAGAGACUAUAUUCAGAGAUUCUUGAUCGCGACAACCGGAAUAAUAUACAUCUACUCCCCGGAACAAAUGUUGGCGAUGCUCGAAGAGACAGAGGAAAGCAGGGGACAACGUUCCAACAAUCUGAGCGCGUCUCGUCAAAAGUGCGCCUUGAUAGACUUGGCUAUCGCCAUCGGAGGACAGGGCUGUAGAACCACCCCAAAGAGUCUGUACCAUGCGCAAAAGCAUUUCGAGCGCGGCCAGAAACUGGCCUUCGAGGAGAUGCUACUAGACCCUACAGGUGAUCUUGUAGCGAUAUUCCUGAUGAUGACUAUCUACAUGCUGUGUGGGUGUCAGCGGAGGGGAGCUUUCAUAUAUCUUGGCGUGGCGACUCGUCUCGCACAUGCCCUCGAAUUACAUCAAUCGAAGUCCUACAACAAUCUGGCCCCAAAAACGCAUAGAUUUAGGCUUCAGGUGUGGAAAAGCCUGCGGAUAAUAGAGAUAGCAUUCGGGGCAGUGCUGGGCCAACCACCGGCCUUAAGCACAGGACAAGCAUCAGAAACAACGCCAUUUACAGUUCCAGAUGGUCCAGAGCCAUGCACGCCUGAAUUUACAUCCAUGUCGUCGACCUACGGGGUUUGCGUCAUCCUCGAGCAGAUCACGAUCCACCUCGACAGCAAACACGAGAUAGACGUGGCAUUGAUCAGAGAUCUCCUAAGUCGACUUCGAGACUGGAGUUCAGCACUACCGUUCAGCAUGAGGACAUGCACCGUCAGCUCUCCAAUAUCUUUGGUGCAAAGACGUCAGGUUUUGGGCAACUUUGCCGUGUCGGCUUUUUAUUAUUACACGGUCAUGCUAGCAACUAGACCACUACUUAUUUCCUAUAUGCUCAUGAGACUACGACAUCUAGAUCCAUUAGAUACUGCCUCAGCUACUCUACAAUGCCAUACAACCGAUCGUGAGAUGAGAGAACUAGCGCAGCUUCUCAAGUAA
This is a messenger RNA of Fusarium pseudograminearum CS3096, 1587 nucleotides long. RefSeq lists its product as uncharacterized. Gene Ontology annotation, biological process: DNA-templated transcription; positive regulation of transcription from RNA polymerase II promoter by galactose. The record is from RefSeq and is a predicted model, not a curated record. The coding region runs from base 1 to 1587 and encodes 528 amino acids. Gene Ontology annotation, cellular component: nucleus. NCBI's taxonomy places the organism in Eukaryota, Fungi, Ascomycota, Sordariomycetes, Hypocreales, Nectriaceae. Gene Ontology annotation, molecular function: RNA polymerase II cis-regulatory region sequence-specific DNA binding; DNA-binding transcription factor activity, RNA polymerase II-specific; zinc ion binding. The transcript has 5 exons.